AUGAUGAAAAUUAAAAUAUUAAUAUUUAUAAUUUUAUACGAUUAUUUUAAUAAAUGUUCGUGCUAUUCGAAAAUAGGUGAAUCCUGCCAAAUAGAAACCAUUGUAGGAACAUGCAAGCCGUUUACAGACUGCCCGUAUGCUAUACGAUUAGUAAACGAGGAUAAGGAACUUCCACCGACAUGCUUCUGGCAAGGGAACUAUGUUAUAGUUUGUUGUCCAGAAAGCCACAAAGAUCUCAUCUUACCCGGUACACUGGAAAUCAGUCGGCUAUUUAGAAGUAGCCGUGUAAAGAAGACAAAUGAUAUGACUCCUGCCGUUUUACCGCAGGAUGGUCCGUACGAAACUACUCCUUCGACUGAAUAUGUACAGUUUAAGUCAGAAACGACCGCCAUAAGGGGACCUCCGCUAUCACCCUGUAAAAUUAUU
Messenger RNA from Brenthis ino (lesser marbled fritillary), 426 nucleotides. The record is from the annotation of a GenBank genome assembly. NCBI's taxonomy places the organism in Eukaryota, Metazoa, Arthropoda, Insecta, Lepidoptera, Nymphalidae.